This is a messenger RNA of Paramuricea clavata, 8056 nucleotides long. The record is from the annotation of a GenBank genome assembly. Lineage: Eukaryota; Metazoa; Cnidaria; Anthozoa; Malacalcyonacea; Plexauridae.
GAAGGCUUGGAAAAAAUUGAGGUAUGGACUGUUGGUGGCCGGUAGUCUUGGAACAGCUGCUGUUGUGUACGGCUCGGCUACUGGUCAUGAGGGAUUGUACAAGUCAGUGUUGAUGCCAGCUGUUAGACUGGUUGAUCCAGAGCAAGCUCAUGUGCUGGCAGUAAAGUUGGCUGCUUGGGGAAUGAUACCGAGAGAUAAAAGUGUGCCAGAUAAGAUUUUGGUAAGUAAAACGUACCAAAUGCUGCUUUUCCCAGUCAGGUCGAAAUGUAUAUGUAUAUAUGUAUAUGUACUGGUUAGAACAUGAGCGGCCGAUCUUUAUCAGAUGCGAAAAAAAACGACCCAUCUUAUGAGUUCAUUGGCGGAGUAAUUUUAAAAAUAAACAUUUUCUCAAUCAAAGCUGAAGUAUAUGGCAUGAAUACCUAGACAUGAUCCUCUUCUUCAAAAUCACACACGGUUUGGUGGAAAUGUCUGCUCUUCCUGACAUUCAUAUUAUGCAAAGAACGACACGAUCAUCAGCAAGUAAUAACGCUAAAUAUGUCGUCCGCAAAUGUAAAACCAAUACCUACCAGCAGUCGUUUUUUGUCAGAACGUGCCGAAUAUGGAACGCUCUCGUAGAUGAACUAAAUUAUGACACGAACUGCUUCAAUUCCUUUAGAUCAGCCUUACUGGAAUACUAUCACAAAUCUUUAGAAGUUAAUUAUAAUCCUGAUAAUCCUCGAACAUUUAAAACUAUAUGCUUGAAAUGUAACUCUGUACGAAGUCUUACAUAUCCGAUAUCCUGCUGCUUUUAGUAACUAAUAUUGUUUGUUCGUAGGUUUGUUAGUCUGUCCAGUUGAAUGUCUGUUGUUUGUUUGAUUGUAUCCAAUUGGGCCCGCAGUAAUUGGCAAUAAGCUGUUGCGGUGUCCCGGCCACUCUGUGUAAUUUUAUGCCGGCAAAGUUGAUAAAUAUAAAUAUAAUAUAAAUAUAUGCAUGUAAAUCAGAACAAAUCUUUAUCUGAUUUACAAACAUUGAUUAAACAUUCAUUUCUUUUGUAUUUUCCUCACGCAUUAUUAAUGAGUAUUCUAAGUACUAUUUAAAACAUGAGCGGCCGAUCUUUAUCUGAUAUACAAGUAAUAAAUUUUCUUAAUUUUUUAUUUUUCAAAUUUCUUGAUUUUCUUAAUGUUAAGUGUGAUUUACGCAUAAUUUUUUCGUGAUUUACUGCAUAAUUUUUUCAUGUAUAUUAUUAAUAAGUAAUUGUAUCGUUUCUCGUGCAAUUUGAACAACAUACACUCGUGAGUUUUUCAAACCCUUUGGACUCGUGCAAUGGACCAUUUGCAUUAUAGACUAAAUUUUGAUCUAGACAAAAAUUUCAUCAUAGCUUGAAAGAGCAUCACAAAAUUAGUAAUAUUCCAAAGUUUCGUUGCGAAAUGUUGUAAAAUGCGGAUAAUAUAGCCAUGCGAAGUUUGCCGUUUUUCAGUCAUUUUGUAUUACGUACGGGAAAUUGACAGCCCGAUCGGGUGUUGGGGCAUCAAUUUCCCGUUUGUAGUACAAACUGACUGAAAAUUGCAAAUUUCGCAAGGCUAUAUUAUCCGCAUUUUACAACAUUUCGCAACGAAACUUUGGAAUAUUACUAAUUUUGUGAUGCUCUUUCAACCUGUUAUGAAAUUUUUGUCUAGAUCAAAAUUUAGUCUAUAAUGCAAAUGGUCCAUUUUGAUAGUCUUUGAAAAGCUCACUCGUGCAUAUUUUUUUUUCAAAUGCACUCGAAACAAUACUAUUACCUCUACAUGUAUCAUUUUCGCACAAAAUUUCCAUCAUAUAAUGGCAUCAUAUAUAAUUUCUCACAAUUUCCAUCUAUUACUAUAAUUACCUUUGCACAGCAUGCAUGUUAAAUUGAAAAAUUAACUAGGAAAAUCAAUUAUGCAUAAUUCAAAAUCAGUAAACUCAAUGUUUCCAACAAUAAAAAUUUUUUAAAAUGUUAAAAGCAUUAAGUUUACUAAUCUUGAAUUAUGCUUAAUUGAUUUUCCUAGUUAGUUUUUUUUUCAAUUAAAAGGCCUGAAAUGUGCCUUAAAAACCAUCAUUCAAAAGGCUGAACCGUGCCUUUAAAACAGGAAUCCAAAGUUUUUGGCAAAGUGUUUCUCAAUCCUGUGGGCCUUGCCGCUGGUUUUGACAAGCAUGGUGAAUGUAUGGAUGGCAUGUUUAAGAUUGGCUUUGGUUUUGUUGAGAUUGGUAGCAUCACACCACAACCUCAGUCUGGGAAUGAUAAACCAAGAGUGUUUAGAUUGACUGAAGAUCAAGCUAUUAUUAAUAGGUAUACUAUAUUAAAAGACUAGAGUAUUAUUUAGAAUGAUCUAUUUAAAAACACUGUAGUGUUGCUAUUUUUAGUACGUUAUUUGCGCCUGGGUACGAGGCUGGCUCUGUCACUGAAAAUCUGCUUUCCAAGUUCUCAAAAUAGAACAUGCUUCCAAACUAUUAUAUUAUUUAGUUGCUAUGAGCUCAAAAGUUCACUACAUGUAAGAGGUUUUCAUUACCCAUGCAGGGUCUGAAAAAUCCUGGCAUACCAGGAUUCAAAGGUCUAGUAUCCCAUCUGAGAACCCAUUAUCCCACUUCUGGAUACUGGUUACCAUCCCUGAGCCAUUAAAGUAAAUAUGCAGCACAUGUCUCUCAUUGUUAUAAAUUACAAUAACAACAGAAGAUUCAACUGUCAACAACUGCCUAUUUGCCAGGAGCCGGUUGUUCAAAGGUGGGUUAGCGCUAAUCCUGGGUUAAAAUUUAACCUGCUGUUUUAGUUUAUGUAUUUCUACACGUCUGUUUAUUUCAAAACUUCAGAGAAGUACGUAAACUCCUAUCGAUUCAGACAAGAUCUCUAAAGAAAUAUUUCCAAAUUUAUAGACAAGCUGUCGGGAAGUUUGCUUUGAUGAACUUUAGGUUAAGGUUACAGGACACCCUUUUUGGCGUUUUGCGGAAAAUCGCUACUGCGCGCUCAAUAUCAGUUCGAUUUUCAUCAAAUUUUCACCAAAUGUUCUUCAGUGCAUGCAAAAUAUGGUAAAGUUGUAAAAUUAACAAGCAAUAAAAUAAUGUAAGAAUUAUUCAGGAAAAUCUUAAAUCGCGGUACCGUUACGCUUUUGAGUUAUGUUCCUGCUGGUUUUAAGUUAUAUUUAUGAAAAUAUCAUUUUUAUACAGUAAAAUAGUUGUUCUAAAAAAUUGUGUUCGGAAAUUUUUGUUUAUCUCGUCAUUUCGCUGAUAUGGCGAUUUCUUUGACGACUGCAAUAUAUUUCUGAAUUGUUUGAGUGAAUUGCUCUUUAUUUUUAAAAUAUCCAAAAUAAAAAGAAAGCCGAACACCAUUUUGAAACUGACGUAUUUAGCUAUGCCCUGUGAAAAUUUGAGAAAAAUUGGUUAAAACCCGCAGGAGCAUAACUCGUUUGAAAAUCAGUAAUUAGCGUAAAAUGUUUCGUGCGAAAAUUGAAUUUGAAUAUUACAUUUUCAAUGUUUUUCUUAUUGCAGCGAAAUGUAUUUUAUUAAAUAACUCUGCGAGUUUUCAACAUUUUUCGUUCAAACUUGGUCAGAUAGUAGAACUAGUCUAAUGCUUUCAUUGAAACCAAUAAAAAAAUUUUAGGCAAAAUUAACACUCAAAGGUGUUCUGUAACCUUAAACCUUGGGUUAGUGCUAACCCACCUUUGAACAACUGGCCCCAGAGGAAUACGUGCAUCUUAUGGCAGAUGACGUCAUCCCUUGGGUAUUUAAGAAGCCACAUUGCAACUUUAGAUCACCCCUGAUGAAGACACUAGACUAGCUGGAGUGUCGAAACGUUGGGUCCUGAUUACAAUUCUACUGGGCUUUGUAAUCAUUUAUUUAAACCAGAGUAGCAAGCGAAAACAUGACUGAUAUAAUACCUGGUUGCCGUGAACGAACAAACUUUAAAUAGAUGACCAAGUUAGAAAUCAAAGGCUGCACGUUAUCUUCAAGAAGGCCGAAUCAUAGUAUUCAAAGCUAUUGGGAGACCACAGGAGACAUUUACUAAUUUCGCAUUAUCCUAAUGUUUGAAAUUUUGUAACAUCCAGUCGGGAUACAAGUCACACACAGUUUGGUAUCCAAAACCAAAUUUUAGUAUCCUGUGGAUAUCGGGAUACUGGAAAUUCUAGACCCUGCAUUACUUAAUUACAUAGUUCAAUGUUAACCGCACUGCACAAUGUUAGGACAAUUAACUGACUUUCGUAAUUGUCUUGAUCAAACUUGUGGAAAUUAAAAAGGCUUAGGUAGGCAAGAAUUCCUUGGGUAUCCAAAUUAGGCUAUAUCGUCCUAACAGCUUGUUUAUACAAAUUUGGAAAUAUUUCUUCAGAAAUAUUGUUUGAAUCAGUAGGAGUUUUCUUCUCUGAAGUUUUGAAAUAAACAGACGUGCAGAAAUACAUAAACUAAAACAGCAGGUUAAAUUUUAACCGGGAGUUAGCGCUUAUAACCGGACCCAUGGUAUUCGAAAUUCCAAUUCGGUAUGAUCAGGGAUACAGGAUACUGUAAAUCGCGAAUCCUGGUUGGGAAAGCUUUAAGAGUUUAUCUGUAUUUAUGUCCAGGUACGGUUUCAACAGCGUUGGUCAUGACGAGGUGGUUAAACGAUUAACAAGUCAAAGUAGAACACCACAAAGCAGUCAACUUGGUGUGCUAGGUGUUAACCUGGGCAAGAACAAGACUUCAACAAGUGCAGUGCAAGACUACGUCGAGGGUGUUGAAAAAUUUGCCACGUUUGCAGAUUACAUCACUGUAAAUAUUUCCUCUCCUAAUACUCCUGGUCUGAGGUCUCUUCAAGGCAAGAAUGAACUUUCAGCCUUACUGAAAGAGGUAAAGUAAAGCAUAUUGUCACACUACACGGCUCUUUGUAAAGGCCCGUUUCCACUCAAGAAAAUUUUCCACAGACAGAAAAUUUUCCACAGACAGAAAAUUUUCCGAAAAUAUCAUUGUUUUCAAUUUUUUUCAAAAUUGAAAAUUUGUAAAUUUUCAAUUUUUUCAAAAUUGAAAAUUUGUGUCGGCCAAUCACAUUUUGCAAAAUCUAUUUUCUUUAAUAUUUUUUUCGAGUGUAAAUUUUACGACCUAGCCAGGAGCAGUUUCGAAAAAUUCUUCUAUAGGUCCUCAGGAAUCGACCCUGCAGCCAAAAAAUAGUUAAAUAAUCCCUCCCCUCCCCUAAAAAAAUCUGAUAUGGACGAAUGUUGAAACUCUAUUUUUACUGACGGCUCACAUUUGUUCCAGGUAAUUAAAACACGUGAUAAUCUCCCAGAUAACAAGCCACCGAUCUUGGUGAAGAUUGCCGCUGACCUCACUCAAGAAGCUAAAGAAGAUAUUGCUGCAGUCAUCACGACGCCUCCCGUGAGUAGCUGGGUUCCGUAUCUGUGUGUCUAUGCGAAGCACACUGAUCUAUCUCAGGAUAUAUUAUAUACAGUAGCCCCAGCAGAAAUAUUACUCAUAACCCGAACUCUCAUUAAAAUGUAUGUCUUGCCUUUCACCUCUAAGGUCGCAGGUUCAAAUCUCAAUGAGAAUUUCUCAAUGUGACUCGAACCUAUUCUUAGUAUAAUUUCAGUAUUGAAAAAUUUCAGUAUUGGAAAAUGGCCUUUGAGCAUUCUGAUUGGCUCCCUCAGCAGUAACUCUGAGGCAAUAGCUACUGCUCAGACUGCUUUGAGCGGUGACUCAGUGCUGGAAAAUGUCCGGCAGCGCCAGCAGCACCGCUGCCAGGAAAUGUUUAACAAAAUAUCUUAGCAGGAAAUUUUCUUGCACCUUGGAGGAAAUUUUUGUUAUCUUGUAUACAGGAAUGCCAUAUAAUUUACUUAUUGUUUGAAAAUUCCAAUUCGAGCAUUUUGCCAGUCGAGAUGUGCGGUAUCGUAUGGUCCACACGUUCUCUGAAAUUUACAUAUGCAGGACUUUUAUGUAGUUGACUUACACAGGAAAUUUUAAUUUUUGAAUUUUGCUGCCAGGAAGAUAUAUAUAUUUUCUAGGCCUGCGGUGACUAUUGCUUUUCCCAAUAAAAUGGCUGAAAAUCAGACGGAAUAUUCAUAAAAUAAACACUUGUAUUAGUUGUAUUUCAGUACAAAUAAAACUUUUUCAAUACUGAAAUUAUACUAUACUAAUUAUACAAUUAGUUGCCUCAGGCUCUGCGAAUAUUACAAACCUAUAUUCACUUCGGCUCAGUGAAUAUAGGCUUGCCGCACCUCGCCUUCGACGACUAAAUUUUAAUAGAACUCGAAAGAUAAAAGGUGUACAGUAGGGCUAUAAUGUUCUGGCUAAAUUACCCAUACUAUGCUAGGUGGAUAAAUAGCCAGGCGCCUCUGAGAUUAAAGUCAAUACUAAUCAGUCUUAUAACUCAUUUAUAUUUAGUACAAAGUGGAUGGACUGAUUGUAUGUAAUACAACAACAUCACGGCCAGACUCACUACAAAGUAAACAUAAGCACGAAACAGGUGGCCUUAGUGGUAAACCUUUGAGAGAAUUAUCAACACGAACUGUCCAAGAUAUGUACAGGUUAACUAAAGGUAAUUACAUAUAGCUAGAUGUCAUUUUUGCAACACUGAUCUGGUUCCAAAUUCUUCGUUUUAAAGUUGAACAAUCUUAAAUAUUUUAAAUUCUUUUUCAUAAUAUAGUCAUGUUAUUUUUGGCAGGUCUAAACUAGGAAAUUUCUAUCGGCGCAUGAACCCCCAAUUUUUUUUAUUGUGGCUAACGCCCUAAAAAAUUGAUAUCUUCUGCACAGUAAAAUUUGGAAAAAAAAUUUAAAAAUUUAAGAUCGUCUGCACGGUAGCUAUCGUCUUUCUCUAAUCUCACCAGUCUAAUUUUUAAAUCGCCUUUUCCUAUCUUACAGGGGAGCUUCCUAUUAUCGGUGUUGGUGGGAUCGCGAGCGGCCGUGAUGCUUACGACAAAAUCCGAGCAGGAGCGAGCUUAAUUCAAAUCUAUUCGGCGAUUGCUUACGAAGGCUUCCCGAUCGUGAAGAAGAUAAAACGAGAACUAACAGAAUUAUUAAGGUGAUAAAAUAGCUCCAAGUUCUCUAUGAUCAAAAACUGUUUUGCUUUGAAAAUUUGCUUUGAAUAUAGCUAACGGUUAUGCAGCGUUUUGUACAUACAUAAUAUUUCCAGACUAUCCCGUUAAUAAUCUGUGCAGAAACUAUAGCUUAUAUUUCCACGCAAAACUAGCUUCAUAGUAUUCUAACACUGCAGGGCAGUACAACGAUCUGAUCCCAUGUGAAUCAUAGACGGAUGUUUUCGGAUUUUGCUUGUGGGGAGCGGUGUGAAAAAUCCAAACAUUCAAGUGGGCAGGUGACCGAGGGGGAGCGCGUAUCACCGCCGAGCAAGCAGCAACCAUCUGGGGGGUUUCUGGGGGCACAUUCGCUGGUGGGAAUAGAGUUGGGGUAAGGGAAGUCCCCGGGAAAUUUUUGAUGUUAUUUAGUUCAAAAUUAUUAUUUCAAUCAUACUCUACUGUCAUUUAUUCCAACGAGCAUUUAAAUUUAUGGGGUGUGUGCAAAUUUCUCUGAGCUGGUGGGAAAACUUCCUUUGGGGGUGCAAAUGUGGGGGGGGGGUUGCGCACGCCCUGAUUGCUGCAAUAGGAAGGUGAAAGGGCACAUACAAUAACUACUGUAUUUGUUGAUGCUUGUGAUGUUACUCUGAGUGUAUAUCCAGACCGGGCAAGCUUGAAAAAUGUGCCUGGCCACGCUGUCUACUGUAUUUGUUUCUUCCAGGAAAGAUAACUUGACGUCCGUGUCAGAUGCUGUUGGACUGGAUGUAGACGAAAGAUGAUAUACUUAUAAGGUUUGAAAACAGGAAAAAUCAUCAAUUUUGACUAGAAAUUAAAUUAGAUUUAUAGUUAUAGGCGGAAUUCGGAAAUGCCAAAAGUCUGUAUGUACAGAUCGGUGAUCACAGUUCGACCUCUCGAAGAAAAGCUUCUAAAAUAAUCCCACUCAACUAACGCUUAUAUUUAUGUGGAACACUGGUAGCUAGCAAUUGUAGUAUUUUUCGGUCUAUUUAGUAUUUAUUAAAAUCAAGUAUGACAAAGUACAUGUCCCUUAUAUACAUGCCGCAGAAUUAGCAAAAUUUCAUUUUUGCUGGGAUUUGCCC